Messenger RNA from Rhipicephalus sanguineus (brown dog tick), 2645 nucleotides. RefSeq names its product succinyl-CoA:3-ketoacid coenzyme A transferase 1, mitochondrial (gene SCOT). Gene Ontology annotation, biological process: ketone body catabolic process. Gene Ontology annotation, cellular component: mitochondrion. Gene Ontology annotation, molecular function: succinyl-CoA:3-oxo-acid CoA-transferase activity. The coding region runs from base 58 to 1599 and encodes 513 amino acids. NCBI's taxonomy places the organism in Eukaryota, Metazoa, Arthropoda, Arachnida, Ixodida, Ixodidae. The transcript has 16 exons. The record is from RefSeq and is a predicted model, not a curated record.
ACCCCCCCUGCGGGCACAACACGGCCGCCAGCGCUGUCGGAUGAUCGUCAGAUCGGGAUGGCCGCAAGGUUAGCGCUGUGCAGGAUCUGCGCUCCUUUUUUCGGGAGAAACCAGCAUCUUGCUGCGAGGAGUAUCAGUACAACAUCCAGCAGAAAUGCCCAGUUUUGCAACUCGGCUGAGGAGGCGAUCAAGGAAAUCAAGAGCGGUUCCAAGCUGCUUGUAGGAGGAUUUGGUCUCUGUGGGAUCCCUGAAAACUUGAUAUCCGCACUCUCAAAGACGGGUGUGAAGGACCUUGUUGUUGUCAGCAACAAUGCUGGUGUGGACGGCUUUGGCCUCGGGAUACUCCUCAACACACGACAGGUGAAGCGGAUGAUCUCGUCGUAUGUGGGCGAAAAUGCCGAGUUUGAGCGACAGUAUCUGUCGGGCGAACUAGAACUGGAAUUUGUGCCGCAGGGAACGCUGGCUGAGAGGCUUCGUGCUGGUGGAGCCGGCAUACCAGCUUUCUUCACACCCACCGCCUAUGGCACACUGAUUCACAAAGGUGGAGCCCCCAUCAGAUACGACUCUAAUGGCAAUGUUGCCAUCAAGAGUGAACUGAGGAAGCACCAGGUAUUCAACGGCAAGAACUACAUCAUGGAAGAAGCCAUCACAGGUGAUUUCGCUCUCGUUAAGGCAUGGAAAGCAGACAAGGCUGGUAACAUAGUCUUUAGGAAAACAGCAUCGAAUUUCAAUCCAGUUAUGUGCAAAGCGGCAAAGUACACAAUAGCUGAAGUGGAAGAGAUUGUCGAGAUUGGUGCAUUGCCUCCCGACCACAUCCACAUUCCAAGCAUCUAUGUAGAUGCCGUGUAUAAAGGAAAGAGCUUUGAGAAGAGGAUUGAGAAAAGGAAGCUCAGGGAAAAGGCUGGCGCUGGUGCUGGUGCAAAAGAUGACCUGAGAAGCCGCAUUAUCCGAAGGGCAGCGUUAGAAUUCCAGGACGGCAUGUAUGUCAACCUUGGCAUUGGUAUCCCCGUGCUUGCAAGCAACUACAUUCCCAAAGGAGUUCACGUGGUGCUUCACAGUGAAAAUGGAAUCCUUGGAGUCGGUCCAUACCCCACAGAGGAAGAGGUGGACCCCGACUUGAUUAACGCAGGCAAGGAGACGGUCACCGCACUGCCCGGCGCUUCCUACUUCGGCAGCGAUGAGUCGUUUGCUAUGAUUAGAGGAGGCCACAUUGACCUUACAAUGCUUGGUGCCAUGGAGGUAUCACAAUAUGGGGACCUUGCUAACUGGAUGAUUCCGGGCAAGAUGGUGAAGGGCAUGGGAGGUGCCAUGGACUUGGUGUCCAGCAAGGCAGCUGGCACCAGAAUUGUCGUCACCAUGGAACACUCGGCAAAAGGGAACAAGCCUAAGAUCAAGAAGGAAUGCACAUUGCCGCUCACUGGAGAGCGUUGUGUUGACCUCAUCAUCACUGAGAAGUGUGUGUUUGAAGUGUGUGAAAAGAAAGGUCUGACACUUGUUGAGAUUGCAGAUGGUCUUAAGGUAGAUGACAUCACCAAUAGUACAGCCUGCCCAUUUGAGGUGUCACCAAACUUGAAGCCAAUGCAGCAGGUUGAGCUCUGAAAUUGUCCUGUGACAUGACUUUGAUUUUUGACUUCGAAGUUGAUAUUUUUGUACCUUGCAGUAUGUUGGGUCUUGUUGCAAGUGUUGGGACCCUGGUGACUAGCUGUGGUGAAUGUUGUGCCCUCUGGUGUAUAUCGUACGUAAUUUUUCGUAAUUUGACGACGUAUUUUCUUUAACGCUUUGAUGUGACUCCUAGGUUCAGUGUUUUGUUUUUUGAUGCAUUCAUCAUUUGCAAGAAAGGCUACAAUAUUUUGUUGCAUGCCUUAUCUUGCGUCGCUUUAUACGGUUCAUUGAUGCAUUUGUAGCUGUUAUUGUCGCGAGCAAGUACAAAUCUAAGUUCUUCUUCUAGUUUAUCGUGACGUUUGCAUUUGUACCAAUGUCACAACCACUGCAGUGAUGUUUCUGUGACAUGACAGUUCUGCCGAUCUGAUGAUGUUGAAGCUGAAUAAUGUAAUUAUAAUGUCUAGUCCCUUGCUUCUGUUUGUGACUUGCUUCCUUAUUUUACGUUGUGCCAAGACAUUGACAAAUUGUGUGGGCAACUAUGUUACACUUUGAUGUUUAGCAAAUAAGUUCACUUCAUUCUAUGCCACUAAAUGAUAUUUAGUAUGUAGGAAUACACUAUUAAUAAAAAACUAAGUGAAAUGUAUUUUUGCGCCAUUCACAUCUGACAGCACCAAAUGACAUCUGUGAACUGUUGCCACUUGAUUGAACAGAAAUACUUAAAUUUUUAGGCUUUGGUGUUGAUAAAGCCUGGCCACGUCCAUAAAAUAUUGAAAAUUAUGUUUAUGUUGCAUGUCGCUUAUUAAGUAUGCUGGCUUUUCUAAAAAUUAUGAGAAAAACCUUUAGAGGUUGCAUGCACCACUGAGUCAAGAUUCUCAAGAAAAUGGUGUCACAGAUAUGAGCACGACGCAAUGGACGUGGCGAUGCUAAAUGAUGAUUUUGAACUGUUUCUGCUUGGAUUUCACACACUGAAUUCAACUUUUGGGCUUCCAUGUUAAUAAAACUGACCAUGUCCAUAAUAAACGGAAUAUUAUCUUUAUGUUGAA